AUGGCCCAGAGUAAAGAUCAGAUAAUGAGUUCAAUCGACGUUCGUCGUGUUUCUACAAUUAACGUCCGACCAGCGAGUUACAUCGAUGAACAGGCCUCCGACACAUCCAAACGCAUGGAUCUAUUAUUUCUAAACGAUACAUAUAUGCAAAGGGGCUUUCUCUUCGCUCAGCAACAUGAUGAAGAAAAUAGUGUCAACGACAAGAUUAGUCAUCUUAAAACUUCUUUGUCACCAUCUUUGAAGGUGCAGAAUUUGUCCACGCCGCUGCAGACAUAUCCGUGGAGGACAUUAUCUCCACGACAUGUUCCUCAAGCCAUAAUAGAUCGAUUGUUUUUGCUCACUGGGGUUAGAAACUUCCAAGGUCAGUCGCAUCCAUUACUUUCAAUUCAAGUAACUGAAUUAACCAACGGCAUCUUUAUAGGGUGCAGUGCGAACCAUUGUGUAUGUGAUGGUACAUCAUUUUGGCAAUUUAUUAAUUCAUGGUCAGAGAUCACUAGUUGUUCUACUUAUUCAUGUCCUCCUCCGGUCUUUGAGCGUUGGUUUAUCAACAAAACAGAUUGCCCUCUCCGUCUACACCUCUCUUCUAAUGAAGUUCGGCCGCUUGACGGUCUUGUAGAGAGGUGUUUCCAUUUCACUAAGCCGAACAUUGCAGCAUUGAAAGCGAGGGUGACUUUAGAAAUCAUUUCCGAAACAAAACAAAACAUGUUGGUAAUCUCUUCAUUACAAGCAAUAUUAGCUUUAGUUUGGACAACAGUAAUACGCUCUAGGAGCUGUUUGAAUGAUAAUUGGGAUGAAAUUCGAGAACUUAAAAUUAAGAUACUGAUGAAUAGCAGAACUAAGUUGAUUCCACCAUCGCCUGAAACAUACUUUGGCAACUCAAUAGCAACCGGAAUUGUAACUCUGAAGGAGGGUGACCUGGUCAAGUGGCCGGGAUUCGGUUUCCUGGCUUCAAUGUUGAAUGAGGCGGUUAAAUCCAACAAUUAUGAAAAGAGUAGAAGUUUUACCGAAUCAUGGAUAGAGAAAUCUUUAAUUUCGAGUCCUGGUGGUUAUACAAGAAUUAUCGGCAAUAGAUUUUUGGCUAGGAGCUCCCGGUGGUUCAACAUGUAUGGAAACAAUUUCGGUUGGGGACAACCUAUUGCUAUAAGGACCGGCGCAAAUGGAAAUCUUAUGGAAUAA
Messenger RNA from Papaver somniferum (opium poppy), 1176 nucleotides. Its product is annotated as protein ENHANCED PSEUDOMONAS SUSCEPTIBILTY 1-like. The transcript has 2 exons. The record is from RefSeq and is a predicted model, not a curated record. NCBI's taxonomy places the organism in Eukaryota, Viridiplantae, Streptophyta, Magnoliopsida, Ranunculales, Papaveraceae. Bases 1 to 1176 code for a protein of 391 amino acids.